AUGGUUCUGGUGAACCCCCAGAGUGGGCGGGGCCAGGCUCUCCAGCUUUUCUCCGGGCAAAUCGAGCCCAUGCUCACCGAGGCUUCAGUCCCUUACACAUUGGUCAUCACUGGUCAGUCCCUACACAUUGGUCAUCACUGGUCAGUGCCCUACACAUUGGUCAUCACUGAGCACCAGAACCAUGCGAGGGACCUGGUGAGAGAGACUGAUCUGUCACAGUGGGACGCUCUGGUCAUCCUGUCAGGGGACGGGCUGCUGUUCGAGGUGCGCCAAGUGUUGAAUGGUCUUCUGGAGAGAGAGGACUGGGAGGAGGCCAUCCAGACCCCACUGGGCAUCUUACCGGGGGGCUCGGGCAACGCCCUGGCAGCCUCUGUUCACCACUACACUAAGUCUCCCCCGGUCUGGGGUAAGGAGCUGCUGCUGAGCUGUGGCUUCCUGCUGUGUAAAGGCCUGGUGACUCAGCUGGACCUGGUCUCUGUCCACCUGGCCUCCAGCCAGCGCAUCUUCUCCUUCCUCUCCCUGGCCUGGGGCUUCGUGGCCGACGUCGACAUUGAGAGCGAGAAGUACCGCCUCGUUGGCCCCAUGCGAUUCCUGGUUGGUACGCUGAUGCGCCUGGCCUCCCUCAAGGUAUAUCAGGGUAGGCUGGCAUACCUGCCUGCUCCUCCCUUCACACCCCAGAACUCCUCCCUCUGCUCCUCUCUACCCUGUGGGCCCAACAGCUCCCCCAAUCAGAACUCUCGCCACAACCACAUCACAAACUCCAAUCACAGCACAAACUCCAACCACAACACCGCCCACAACUCCUCCAACAUUGCCAUCACAACCAUGAGGACCGAGCCCCAACCAGUCAACCAGAAGGGGCCUCCUGACUCGCUCCUAGCAGACCUGGAGCAGCCGGUGCCUGAUCAUUGGACAGUAGUGAAUGAGGAAGACUUUGUACUGGUAUUGGCCAUGUUCCAGUCCCACUUGGCUGAGGACCUGUUUGCCGCCCCUGGGGCCGCAGCAGACGACGGCUUCAUCCACCUGUUGUAUGUGCGUGCAGGCAUCUCCAGACUAGCCCUGCUCACACUCUUCAUGACCAUGGAGAAGGGGGGGCACCUGGCUAUUGGCUGCCCACACCUUGUGUAUGAGAGGGUGAAGGCCUUUCGCCUGGAGCCUCUGUCCCCCGAGGGAGCGAUCACUGUGGACGGGGAGAUGGUGGAGUACGGGCCAGUACAGGCCCAGGUUCAUGAAGGAAUCGCCAGGCUCAUCUCAGGCUGA
This is a messenger RNA of Oncorhynchus mykiss (rainbow trout), 1260 nucleotides long. The record is from RefSeq and is a predicted model, not a curated record. Lineage: Eukaryota; Metazoa; Chordata; Actinopteri; Salmoniformes; Salmonidae.